Leptosomus discolor (cuckoo roller) is the source of this 514-nucleotide messenger RNA. Lineage: Eukaryota; Metazoa; Chordata; Aves; Leptosomiformes; Leptosomidae. The record is from RefSeq and is a predicted model, not a curated record.
CUCCCGCAGGUGCGGAUGGCGCUGAAGAACGCCGAGAAGGAGCUGGAGUCCCACUGCAGCUGGGCUGCGCCCGAGGCCCUGCAGAAGUGGCUCCAGCUGACCCACGAGGUGGAGGUCCAGUACUACAACAUCAAGAAGCAGAACGCGGAGAAGCAGCUGCUGGUGGCCAAGGAAGGGGCUGAAAAAAUUAAAAAGAAGCGCAACACCCUGUUUGGAACAUUUCACGUUGCUCACAGCUCAUCUCUAGAUGACGUUGAUCAUAAAAUCUUAACUGCAAAGCAAGCGCUGAGCGAAGUGACGGCUGCGCUGCGGGAGCGCCUGCAUCGCUGGCAGCAGAUAGAGCUGCUCUGCGGCUUCCAGAUCGUCAACAACCCGGGCAUCCACACCCUGGCCUCAGCCCUGAACAUUGACCCCAGCUGGAUGGGCACCCCCCGGCCGAACCCCUCGCACUUCAUCAUGACCGAUGACGUGGACGAUCUGGACGAAGAGAUCGUGUCUCCCAUGUCCAUGCAAU